Molecule: messenger RNA, 9167 nt
Organism: Orbicella faveolata
Lineage: Eukaryota; Metazoa; Cnidaria; Anthozoa; Scleractinia; Merulinidae
Biological process (GO): positive regulation of canonical Wnt signaling pathway; protein polyubiquitination
Cellular component (GO): cytoplasm; nucleus
Molecular function (GO): ubiquitin-ubiquitin ligase activity
Source: RefSeq, a predicted model, not a curated record
GAGCUUUUCUACCCGUCACGUGGAGAUUACGAUUUUUUAUGAGUAGCGAGGAGCCUGGAUCGAGUUUCGAUUCUUCAGACGCCAGAAGUAACAUGGCGAAUGGUAAUAGUGAAAAUGAUGCGUGGACAAAUUUAUCACCUCGCAUUAUUUUUGUUCGUUUAGGCAAAGAUAAAUCAAAAGACGCUGUUGAAGAUGAACUAUUCAAGUGCAUUAAUCAGGUGCUGGGGGAAUCAAAUGACAAUGGAAGCGUAUUGGAGAAGGCUAAAAAUUGUAUAAGUUUGCCAGAUUUUGGCUCGAGUAGAAUAAUUCAAGUGGCAGUUGGACCGGAGUUUUUGGGAUUGCUUUUUAAUGAUGGACGUGUUUGCAGGGUUAAAUGUGUUACAAGAAACCUUGAUACUAUAAAGAAAUUGCCGAGUUCUCUGGGAAACUCUGAAGAACCACUCUUUCAAGUUCAAAGCGACGAAGCCUUUGCACGACAGCUUCAACACGAAUUUUUGAAUAAUGGAGCGACUAGCGGAACCGUACCCGGCCGAUCGCUGGUGUCUGGAACAGCGAUGUCUCCGUCAUUCCGUGCUUCUGGUAGAUCUGGUUUCGGUAAUGUUUUUGUAAGUAAUCGGACUAAGCCGCGAUUUGCGUCUUGGAUGCCUAAUACAAGUAGUGCGACUACUCAGACUCCAGUCUCUCGCGAAUUCCAGACAGGAAAAGAAGAACUAGAAAAAUCAAACAAUACUAGUUCAACACUUGCGGAAGGAAGUGGGUCAAGUAACCAAGAAACACAGGCAGAUACAGCUAUGCAAACUUCGAGCUCAAUUAAAACUGAAAAUCUCAGUAAAGAUACUUCCAAUGAAGGUGUAGAGUCGUCUUGUGCGACAAAGGCAGGUAGCGAAGCAAAAGCCGAAAAUCAGAAACCAAAAGGAUCGGAUAGAGGAAAUCAAAGGCAAGAAAAUGCUUUAGACCCUUCUUUAUCAGCUGGUUCUAACCCCCGCCGCUCAGUCUCUUCACCAACUCUCCUCCACCGGACAGUCUUUACUACAACCUUUCCCGGAAAUACGAGGCAAUGGCCCGCUUUUCUGUUACCAGUUACAGGCUCUAUGCCAAUAAUGCCCAGACGCUCAAAUCUUCAGCCCCAUGUUGUAAGGGCCCAGCUUGCUGAGGUGGGUGCAUUUCCCAGGGGACCCACGACUGCUAAUAUACAACGACCUGAUGAAAGGACUUCCAUUGAAAGUAAAACUACAAGCAGCAGCGAUGCAGAUUUUUGCUAUCCUGAAAUCGGCGACUUACAAUGGCUGGAAGCUGAAAAUGGUAAAGAAGUUGUUUUCUCACACAUCACCUCAAUGCAUUCAGAAUUUUUACUUGUUGAGAAAGGAACUGGAAUCCUUUAUCACUGGCCAUAUGAAAGUGAUGUGGCGUGCGACAUUGCCAUGGAGAUCUCAUCCUCCGAAGAACCUACGUACCUUCCAUUAGCAAAGCCCCACCCAUUAGGAGAGGCAUUAGGUCUGGACUGUGAAGAAGUUUGUCUUCUGGCAUCAUCCAAUGUUCGUUGCUCACUCAUUACAUCAAGUGGAAAGAUUUGCACAUUUUAUGACAAGCUUCUCAGAGAAUCUAACUGUGGAGAUCCUCCAGCCCUUAUCCAGGAACUCUCUCAUCCUGCAAUGGCAUUCUCUGAACUUCAGGGAGAGAAAAUCCUAUCACUCAGCUGCAGUGAAUUUUUUUCAAGCUUAAUGACACAGUCUGGUAAAAUAUUCUGGUGGGGACUGUUACCAGCGGAAGAACGCCAAAACUUCAGGCAGAAGUUGAACAAAGCAACCAAUGAAGCUAGUAACAUUGGUGUCAAUGAAAAAGUCCAGCUGCGUCAGCACUUUCCUGGAUUUCCUGGCGCAUUAGUCUACAAGUGUUGUAAGAUCAGGGGACCAGUUGUAGGACGUCUCAUUGGUCACGAGUCACCAGAAGGGCCAAGCACUACUGUGACAAAAAUCAGGGUUGAACCACUGAAUAAGAAAAUUGACAAUGGUGACAAAUCUCUUGGUGAGGCUGGAAAAUUAAAUGCAGAUUUGCCAGUAGAGAUCACUCCACGAGGAAAAACUGUUGAAGAAGAAUUAAUUUCCAGUCACAGUGAUGCUGUGAGAUCCUCCAGCCCGCACACUAGUGUAAGAAGAAAAGCCCAGAGUAUAACUGUGUCAAGUAAUGGCUGUGAAAUUUGGGAAGUCAAGGAUGUUGUUUUUCUUGAAAGUGAGAACAAACUGUUGGGAACAGUUGCCGCUAUUGAUGGUCCUCAUGUUAUUGUCAAAGUUGCCAGUUCAGUGUCACCAUCAGAGUCAUCAUUACGUGUGUUUAAAGUCUCUGAGCUGGAGUCUGUACUAAGUGACAGUCCGGGAAGUACUGUGACUCAGCAGUUACCAACCAGUUCAUUAUACAGAGGGUGCAUUCAACAUUCUCCCAAGUGUAUUGUUGGAAGUUCAACCAAAUUGGGAAAUAAAGAAGUCCAUGCUGGUCUUAAGCCUGUUGCCAUGACAACCACAUCAGCAGGAAUUUCUCUCGUUGCCCAACGCUUGUCUGACAGCAAGGCAUUUUUCUUGGGACCCGCAAUGGACCAAGUUAUCGACAGCAGUAAAGUUUACACCUGUAGUAGUGAUGUAAAUAUUUCCUCAAGCAAUGACGACGGUUCAUGCACAGUGGAUGCUGAAGCCAUCAGUAGCCGAGAAGCAGCUCUCAUACCAACAUCUUUGGUACAUUCAAUGGCACACGAGAAGCCAGUCACUGGAUCAAAGAGAAGACGAAACAGUGGUGAUGACGAUGAUGAUAGUGUUUCAAAUAAUGCACAGGCGAAUUCAGCAAAUGAAUCAUCAACCCCUGAUGGUCUUUUUCCAUGUAACUUUCAUUGUUCCAGUCACAGAUUUCCAUUACUUCACUCCACCAGUGAAUAUGACAUUGUAUUGCUGACUGAUGUUAAUGGCUGCCUGUAUCCGAGGCCUUAUGGCACAAAGUUGUCAAACCCAACUGUUGGGGAAAUUCCUCCACUGCAUAGCUUUGGUCUUGGGACAAGAUUAGGCCGAAGUUCUGAAGGGAGUUCUAUACCUGAACGAGUAUUAGUAGCAUUUAUAGCAUUUCAGGAACAGCAUCUUCUGCAAGCUGUGCAAUCUGGAAUUGUACAAAAGAUCAAGGGAGCGCUAAACUGGCUUAAACAGCUGAACAACAGUAAAGAUAUUGGGAAGGGAAGUAAAAGUGUCACAAAGGGCUCCAAAAAGAUGGGCGUCACAGACAGUCAUGGUCAGAUUUAUGAAGAACCAACAGGACAUGUGACUGUUAUCAGCAAGAGAGUUACACAGCUACUUCAUCAACAAUCCACUUCUAACCAGAAUGUGUUGCAUAUUUGCUGCGGCAAUCCAACAUUUGUUGAAAAGCCAACUGAAAUCCAGAAUGCUGUGCAGAGCCAUGCUGCAGGUCCAUCUACAGCUGCAAAUCCUGUGAAUUCAAAUGGUCUCCCAAUAGAGGUAGCUGGCUUACACAUGCUGCUUAAUGAUGAAGUGUUUGCAAAAGAGCUUGUGCCAAUGCUUAAAGAGCGCGAUGCUCGUGGAAACACUCCCUUCAUGACAGCAGUGCAGUGCCACAACUUUAAGGCUGCAAUUUAUAUUCUGGAUUUUGUGGAGAGUAAUAAAGACAACAUCACUCCAAACUUGCAGUGUUCGAUGAGGGACAUGAUCUAUCCUGAGUCGUUUAACGGCAUGACACCUCUUCAUGCUCUUGCUGUAGCUUGCACGGAGAAUCUUCCUCCUAGUGGGCUAGGAAAUAGUCUGACAGUGACCAACCUACCAUCCAGUUACACUCCAAGGAUUCUGUUGAAGCUUUUCCAAGGCAGAUAUCCAUCAGCUUACAGGGCUACAAUACCUCCUGCUUCAAUGGAGGGCAGAAAGUACUGUCGCAACAAGACACCAAAGCAAAGACUAGUAGAGAAACUUCGGAAAAGUAAGGUGAAGAAGAUCCCUAAGAAACCAGCUGAGUCCAAGAGAGGAACCCUGUUAACACCCACUACAUCAGGCGGCAAUAGCCAUCCAUGGUCAAGGCGUUAUGUUGAAGGAGGAGGGCGAAUUCCUGUAGUUGGCAGUCGACGAGAAUCACAAACAGGUAUGGUGACAUUUUCUGAUCCUAAAGAACUCCGGCAAGCCCUGAUCGAGAUGGAUCAUCACAUGGUAUCUAGUGAGAUGACAGCGCCUGAAGGAGGACUUGCCAGUCUAGUACAGCAUGUUCUGCAUGUUAAACUCACUGAGGUGGAAAAUGACGAGACAGAGAGAACAGAAAUGGAGGUGGGUGUCCGAGGAGGCGUGUAUAAUGUGUCCAAUGUUGAAGGAAUGGCCAAGAUAAUACCCAAGACACUGUGCUUUACUGAUCAUCCUACGCAAGACAAAAUAGUGGAUGCCGAAGAUAAGCUUAUCGGCCAAUUGUUUUCUCGUCUUUUGUCCUAUUCAGAGAUUGCUACCGCCAGAAACAAGGAAGGCGACACAUCUUUGGCAUUCCUGGUCAAUAAUUCUCGAUGGAUUAAACUGAACGCCAGCCAGAAGCUGCGACUCACCAAAUACGGGAACCUUUUGUUUGGACAAGACUCCACAUUUACUGUCAAACGGGAGCUUGGACUUCAGCCAGAAACCUCCAGACCUGCCGAGAACGGUGAAAUAAUGGCUGAGAUCAAUAUAACAGGUGUGACAGAUGCCUCCAUGCUGGAGAGUAAUCUUCUAGCUCAACUCGACGACAUCUCCAGCAGCUUUCGAAGCAUUGUAGAUACACUGACAGCACUGGAGAGGAGAUGUUCACCAGAAGAUGCACAGCAGCAGAGCGUGCAAGCAGAUUCUGAUGAGACAGCAAAGCCAGUAGACAAUGAAGCUUCCCCCAGUGGGAAUGACCCAACAGCUGCAGGAGCCACGGACAGUCCAGCGCCUGAUUUGAUGAGUUUCCCACCAACUGUAGCAAGUGUCCCUGAUGAUCUAUCCAGUGAGAGUUUUCCUGUUUUGAUACAACUUACACACAGCUGGCCCUCUGUCGCGUCAACUGUUCUGGGGUACUACCCUAUGGGUACUUCUGCUGGGGGCUCAGACGUGGACAUGUCCGAGGAGCAAAAGGGUUCUGGUGGUUCACUCCAGAAAGGUCCGUCACGAUCUGGUCCAAUAGAGUCUUGCUCCCUGGAUUCGUUUGUCUUUGAAUUGCUUUCUCAUGCUGACGAAGCUGUCUUGGUGAGUUUUGUGGAGACUAUUAUCACUGAAAUGAACAAGCAUCCUCAACUCCUGACACUGGACGCGGCUCAUCGGAUUAGUGAGCUACACAUCCCUCCAACCGCCAGGGAUGUUGCUAUGAUGGUUGGAAUCAAGUUUCUGAGGUCUGUCAUCCGACAGUUAGCUGUACACCUCAGCAGGUCUGGCUUAUCCUAUGUUGACCUUCGAACCCGCCUCGGGUCCAGUCCUUCAGCGUCCAAUGUCCGAAACGUUCAGAGUGACAAUGUGGAGUUCAAGAGGAAAGUCAGAAUGAUUUUGCGCUCAUUUUCAUGGCUGGCUGUGCAUGAGUUGAUCCAAGCCGCGGAGGCUUCCGUUGUUCCCGUCAGGGAAGGUGUGGCUAAGCCUCAAGCCCGCUCCACAGGCUCCUCAGUCAGUAACAGCAUACCCAACCCUAAUGGAGGAUUCCCGGGUGCUAGGUUCCGGUUUAGACCAGGAAUUCGUGUCAGUGGUCCUCAUGACCCUUCUGGCAGGACGCAGGGUCCCCCACUUAGGACAGCUCAGAGGAUUCAACAGAACAGGUCCACUGAAAAUUCUUCAUCGUGCCGUGGAAUCAGAUUAGCAAACAUUGUUGAAGGUUCUUCCGGGACCUCCAACAAGAAACCUUCUCCGAGCCCCUUUAGGGCCUCUCCGUUUGAGCUUUCAAGAGGCCUUAACAAAAAGAGCUCUCUUCUGGACAGCGACAGUGAUUCCGAUGACGACGCAGAUCAUAUUGGAGCUUUAAGCGGCGAGGGCGACAGCGAUAUGGAACUUGACGAACCAGAUCGGCGGUCCGUAUCCAUGGCGACAGGAAUUACCCAUGAUCACCCUUACGCGUGGGCUUUGGAUGGACGCGUUGCUAGUUUAAAUGAAGGAAACGGCAUGCCUGGACAUAUUCAUCUUCCACAGUUGGCGACUAGCGUGAUUUCCCCGCCCAGCGUUCACACUGGAAACUGUUACUUGACUCGCAUGUUCUCACGCCUUGUCAAGGAAACAUUGGACCUGAUGACCACACUCUCCCAGGACACUGUAGCCUCGCCACAACAGGGUGCGGUCAGUGAAGGCAUCUUACCCGCUCUGUCGAUAGCACAAGAAGAGUGCCAGUCGAUUCAGAACUCUGUCAUGUCCAACUUGGAGAAGUCAUGGGCGUGGCUGGCGGGGGUGCUGGAUGUGGUUGAAGGGCAACUUAGAAUGGGGAAAAAUUUUGAUACCAAGCGGUACCUUGCCUCACUCCAGCGCCCUGAAGACACGGAAUUAGCCAUGUUGACAAGGACUGUGUCAACUAUCCCCGGGGCCUCCCCUGAGGAGUAUCUAAUGUUUCUUUUGAGAGCUCAUAACAACGAGCAUAAGGAUUCACUUCCUGUUGUUGAUAUGCUGUGUUAUGAACAUGCUGUGUAUGUCCUGGAUGCCUUUAUUUACUCCAUGACGCACUGGCCUCGCGCUGGAGUAAGCUUCGACCGCAGUAUCUCUGUGUCGAGUCACGAUGGAGACGAUUCUGGACCCAGUUCCUCUCAGCCUUCGCAGCACGAAGAUGCCUCAGGCCUAGAAACUAGGCCUUCCCCCAACACGGAGACCAAGCGGCGACGGAGGCACAGCUACGAGCGAGAAGCCAUCUUGAAGUUCUUUGGAAUGGAUGUGAUACACGUGGACAGGGAGAAGUUUCUAAGCAGUCUGCAGGAUACACUACAGCAGAAAUUCCCCAAGGUCCCUAAAGCAUCGUGGGAAGUGUUUACACAUAACGUGACAAUGGCUCGUCAGAAAUCAAGUGACGACACAAAGAUGGCGUCACAGAGGGAGACUGAUGAGGAGUCUGGGCUGCCGACCACGUUUAGUGCGAUGGGCAUACAUACCUACACCACUCCCCUAGUACUGAAUUGGUCACCUGAUCAAGUGAUAGGCAGAUGGAAAAUUUCUGUGGAUCUGUUUUCCCGCCUUUUUCUGGCGGAUGGCCCUGGGGCCGAGAGAGACAGUUUCCUAGCAGCACGUGCUGGUGUGGCGGGAAGGUUGGCCAGGUUCCGUCGCGCUGCUUCUUAUCUUCGUGAAUCCAUCACAAGCGAAUCUCAGCAGCUUGGUGUUUAUGGAGGACUGGGCGGGAGAGUCGGUACCACUCUCUCACUGUCAAUCAAGAGGCAGAAGAUCCAGGAAAAUACUCUGAGAAUACUUGGAGAGAUGUCCACAUUUCACUAUAGCAACCUACGAGUCAAAUUCGAGGGAGAGGAGGGGUCUGGGCCUGGAGUUAACCGAGGAUUUUUCGCUGCAGUGGCGAAUGCAUUGAAAACGGAUGAAAAGUUGCCAAUGGAAACCACAACUCUACUCCACGAACCAGGCAAGUUACCAGAGCAGAGUGGCUUCUAUGCACCUAAACCAUUUGCCUAUUCAGAGAAAUCCCCGGAGGAAAAUCACACUAAGACUAAUCGCCUGAAGAUGUUCACAGCCAUUGGACGAUUCAUUGGUUUGAGUCUUUGGUUCAGCAACACUGUUCCACUAAACUUCAGUCGCCACGUGGUCAAAUUCCUAUUGGAGAGGGAUGUCACGUGGGAAGACCUUGCGUUUUUCAAUGCUGACUUGUUUGAGGGUCUCAGUCGUAUGGUUCUUGACAGUCAUCACCCAAUGAUGACGUCAGAGCGCUUUCAGGCCACCUACUGCUGUCAUUUUGAGACCUCGGUCGGCGGUACUACAGAAGAACUGGUUCCAGGAGGCUCGCAUAUUCCUGUGACGCCUGAAAACAUCUACAAAUACGUCAGGUUAUAUGCCACUAAAGUAAUGAUCGGCUGUGUUGAGAGUGAGCUGCGAGCAAUGAGAAACGGACUGCAUGACGUCAUCCCAUCAGAACUCUUGUCGUCUCUAACACCAGAGGAUUUUCAGUUGUUGCUGUCAGGUGGUACAACAGAUGUGGACAUAAACCGUCUUCGUUCCGUCAUCACAUUCAGCAACAGUAAUGGCUGUUCAACUGAUAUACUCGACAGAUUCAAACGGUGGUUCUGGUCCAUUGUACAGAAGAUGACUCCUCUUCAAAGACAGCAGUUGUUGUACUUCUGUACAGGAAGUGCAGUGCUUCCAGCAUUGUCCGACAGAAGGGAUCCUGACCAAGACCUCAAUAUCACUGUGGACGUUAUCAGUGGAAAUACCAAAGCGUUACCCAUGGCAACCACGUGCGGUCAGCGGAUGAGCAUUCCGUUGUACCCAUCAAAGAAAAUCCUGAAGAGAAAGCUCCUCCAAGCCAUUCAGUGCCAGGGAUACGGCUUAGGCUGAAAGAUAAACACACUAACCCCACGUUACGGGAUCACAAGCGAUAUUUUCACUUGAGUAACGAGAUGGUUAUAAUUUAGUAGUAAUUUGUAGAGACAUUGUCUUGAGAACUUGUCACGAGAUUCACACGCGUUCAUCACGUGCACAGGAGAUGCUGACCUUUAUGAAAGCCAAUGAAAAGCCCCCAGAAUAGCCUGCUCAUUGAACGAAAUCAGUUUGACGCGUGCCCACUUGGCAAGCACGUAUUUUAUUUACGAAGAAGACGAGGAUGUUUGGCGAAUGUGUUAAGUCGUUUUCUGUGUUGAACACCUUUAACUGAUCCGUCGAGGUUAAUUGGUGGAGUUUGCACUGAACUAUUCCAGUAAACCGUUCAGUGUUACUUUAGAGAUGAAAAUUCGCAAGUAGCCUUGAAGUCAGCGACUGAAAGAAAUGGUCAAACAACUACCUGUUUUGAAAUCAAGAAAUCCGACGUAUUUAAUUUCAGUUAUUGACAACGUAGAAAGAAUACGCAAACCUCGCUUUUAGAAGCUAAUAGCUUGUUUUAAUGUCUUGGUCGUACAGAGGCCAUCCAGAAAUGUUCUUCAGGACCAAGUUAGUGAAGCGGUCUUGCUAUUUUCUGGUAAAUCAGAAGUUUUGAUGUUUAAAAUAAGUAGUUUAGUAAUAAACAAGAUUGAAAAGAAA